AUGGAUUCAUUGGCUGUCCUAAAACCAAUCACUGCAAUCCACCAUUUUCCUUCAAAUUCCAUAACUUUUCACCCUUCUCUCCCUCUCUACUCUCAAUUCUCGCGCUUUCGUUUCAAAACCUCACAUUUUGCUGUUGUUAAAAAGAAGCCAAAGGAAAUUCGCUGCGAAUUUGAUAGCAAAGUUAAUGGCUCUCCUCUUUCUUCAGACUUUGACUCUCGUUUCCUUGACAAGCAAAAAGCUUUGGAAGCAGCUAUGAAUGACAUAAAUAACUCAUUUGGAAAGGGGAGUGUUACAAGAUUGGGGAGUGCUGGUGGAGCAUUGGUUGAGACUUUUCCCAGCGGCUGUUUGACGCUUGAUUUUGCCUUAGGUGGAGGGCUCCCAAAAGGGAGAAUUGUAGAGAUAUUUGGUCCAGAAAGUAGUGGAAAGACCACUCUUGCACUCCAUGCAAUCGCAGAAGUGCAGAAGUUCGGAGGCCAUGCAAUGCUUGUUGAUGCAGAGCAUGCAUUUGAUCCAGCAUAUUCAAAAGCAUUGGGAGUGGAUGUAGAAAAUUUGAUUGUCUGUCAACCUGAUAAUGGCGAGAUGGCACUUGAAAUUGCAGAUCGAAUGUGCAGAUCUGGUGCUGUAGAUCUUAUCUGUGUUGAUUCUGUAUCAGCUCUCACUCCACGAGCAGAGAUUGAAGGUGAGAUUGGGAUGCAGCAAAUGGGUUUGCAAGCUCGCCUUAUGAGCCAGGCAUUGCGUAAAAUGUCAGGAAAUGCUUCAAAAGCUGGUUGUACUCUCAUUUUUCUUAAUCAAAUAAGAUAUAAGAUUGGUGUAUAUUAUGGGAAUCCAGAAGUAACAAGUGGAGGGAUUGCUUUAAAGUUUUUUGCCUCAGUUCGUCUUGAAAUUCGUUCUACUGGGAAGAUAAAAUCUGUUAAAGGAGAUGAAGAUGUAGGGGUUCGUGUUCGUGUAAGAGUGCAGAAGAGUAAGGUCUCAAGGCCAUACAAGCAAGCUGAAUUUGAAAUUAUAUUUGGAGAGGGAGUGAGUCAACUGGGUUGCAUUUUGGAUUGUGCCGAGAUGAUGGAUGUUGUCGUAAAGAAAGGUUCUUGGUAUAGCUAUGGGGACCAUAGGUUGGGACAAGGAAGAGACAAAGCAUUACAGUUCUUGAGAGACAACCCUCAUCUUCAGGAGGAAAUAGAGAAGAUAGUUCGGUCCACAAUGAAUGAUGGAACAGUAAAUAUGGGCUCUCCGCAAGUGAGGAACAUGACAUUGCCUCCUCAAGAUGAAAAUAUUUACGAGGAGAUUUGA
Molecule: messenger RNA, 1284 nt
Organism: Dovyalis caffra
Lineage: Eukaryota; Viridiplantae; Streptophyta; Magnoliopsida; Malpighiales; Salicaceae
Source: the annotation of a GenBank genome assembly